This is a messenger RNA of Cajanus cajan (pigeon pea), 939 nucleotides long. RefSeq names its product embryo defective 1273. Lineage: Eukaryota; Viridiplantae; Streptophyta; Magnoliopsida; Fabales; Fabaceae. The record is from RefSeq and is a predicted model, not a curated record.
CCAGCCCUUACCUCCAUUUCUGGGAUUCAAGGGAACAUCGUGUUUUCUUGAGAAGCACAGUUGCUGCUCAAGUGUUAAACCAUAUUGUGCAUCUCAGAAGACAGGGACCAAAAUCUCCUGUUCUAUGAAUAUGUCUGCACAGCAAUCAGAUGAUCAUGGGAAAAUGAAGCUGGACCAGUUAAUAGACAAAGCACGAAAGCUUUGGGAUAGUUCUCCUGAGCCAGUGAAGAAUUUCCCCUGGAGCAAAGCUUUGGACAACUUCAUACAACUUAUUCUUGAUCUUAUUUUGUUUGUCAUCAGAUACCUGGCUGUGCCCGUAUUCGCAGUUACCUCCCUCAGUGAGUUGUCCUACUGUGCGCAUGAAAGGAAGCUAGUUCUUGUUCCGCUUCCAGUUCUCUUUGGAGUUGCUAUUGCUGGGAUCCUUAAAGAGACUGCUCUUGAGUUAUCUCCACGUCUAAAGGAUGCUGAAGUUCCAUGGCAUUUAAUUGUCAUUGCAAUUUUCUUCACAUUGAUCAAAUUGCCAGGGCCAUAUUACCCUUACUGGGGACGUAUAUUUAUUCCUCAUUUUGCGAAUGGGGUUCUGUUGAGGACUAUAUGGUUCACAAUAUUGUGGUAUAGAAGGCCUAAAUCACUAAAGAUGUCGGAUUCUAGUUAGUUAACCGUUAUGAUGCUAGCCUGCAAAGUCAGUUUCAGAUGAGACCAGAUUUUUUUUUACGAGUGAAGACCAUAGUGGAUAGUUAAGAAAUUCAUUGAGAUUUUUGUUGAAUUUAUUUAGAAUUCACUUUGUUGAGGAAAGGUGUAACUGCUAUUCUUAGUUAAUAACUAUAGUUUGUCUUGGAAAUAUGUGGUUGUGUUGGAUAGUGGGGUAGAUAACUUUUGUAUGGAGAAAUAAAUGUAAACGGUGACCACAUUUUGUAUAAGGAAAAGAUUUUCAUCUUA